AUUCUUCCAUGACCUCAGCCUCCUCUUCCUCCCCUAGAACUGGCUUCCAUGGAGGUGAAGAACUGCUCUGUAGUGACAGAGUUCAUCCUUUUGGGAAUCCCACACACAGAGGGGCUGGAGAUGAUACUUUUUGUCUUGUUCUUGCCCUUCUAUGCCUGCACUCUGCUGGCAAAUGUGUCUAUCCUUGUUGCUGUUAUUUCUUCUGCUCGCCUUCACACACCUAUGUAUUUCUUCCUGGGAAACUUGUCUGUGUUUGAUAUGGGUUUCUCUUCAGUGACUUGUCCCAAAAUGCUGCUCUACCUGAUGGGACUGAGCCGACUCAUCUCCUACAAACACUGUGUCUCCCAGCUCUUCUUUUUCCAUUUCCUUGGGAGCAUUGAGGGCUUCUUGUAUACGGUGAUGGCCUAUGACCGCUUCACUGCUGUCUGUUAUCCUCUGCAAUACACAGUCAUCAUGAACCCCAGGAUCUGUGUGGCCCUGGCUGUGGGUACGUGGCUGUUAGGGUGCAUUCAUUCCAGCAUCUUGACUUCCCUCACCUUCACCUUGCCAUACUGUGGUCCCAAUGAAGUGGAUCACUUCUUCUGUGAUAUUCCAGCCCUCUUGCCCUUGGCCUAUGCUGACACGUCUUGGGCCCAGAGGGUGAGCUUCACCAACGUUGGCCUCGUAUCUCUUGUCUGCUUUCUCCUAAUUCUUUUAUCUUAUGCUAGAAUCACGGCUUCUAUCUUGAGUAUUCGUACAACUGAAGGCCGUCGCCGAGCCUUCUCCACCUGCAGUGCUCACCUCAUUGCCAUCCUCUGUGUCUAUGGGCCCAUCAUCACUGUCUACCUGCAGCCCACACCCAACCCCAUGCUGGGAACCGUGGUACAAAUUCUGAUGAAUCUGGUAGGACCCAUGCUGAACCCUUUGAUCUAUACUUUGAGGAAUAAGGAAGUAAAAACAGCCCUGAAAACAAUAUUGCAAAGGGCAGGUCAGAUUCCCGUUAGUAAGAGCAGAUAAAUGGGUGCAUGGCUCUGG
Saimiri boliviensis boliviensis (Bolivian squirrel monkey) is the source of this 1014-nucleotide messenger RNA. RefSeq names its product olfactory receptor 10D3. Gene Ontology annotation, molecular function: G protein-coupled receptor activity; olfactory receptor activity. Gene Ontology annotation, cellular component: membrane. Lineage: Eukaryota; Metazoa; Chordata; Mammalia; Primates; Cebidae. Gene Ontology annotation, biological process: G protein-coupled receptor signaling pathway. The record is from RefSeq and is a predicted model, not a curated record.